Phyllostomus discolor (pale spear-nosed bat) is the source of this 1016-nucleotide messenger RNA. RefSeq names its product acid phosphatase 6, lysophosphatidic (gene ACP6). The record is from RefSeq and is a predicted model, not a curated record. Lineage: Eukaryota; Metazoa; Chordata; Mammalia; Chiroptera; Phyllostomidae.
AUGAUUACCAAUGUCUUCUGGGGGCACAUGUGGGUACCCGUGGGUGUUCUGGCUUCGCUGCAGUACUUUAUCUACCAGUGGUGGGUGGCCCUGGAGCAGCUGCAACAACAGCAUCCCAUGGACCACAACCUCCUGGAGUUGAAAAUGGUGCAGGUGGUAUUUCAAGGCGUGCGCGGAGUUCUCUCAAGUUUCUCUCCCACAGGAGGAGCAGGACCCAUUGUUAUCCACACUGGUGAAGCAAGCCCUCAAGUCUUAUACCCCAACUACCAUAACUGCUGGAGCCUGUGGGAAAGAACCAGAGGCCAAAGGCAGGCUGCCUCUUUGCAGCCAGGAACAUCAGAGGAUUUGAAAAAGGUGAAGGAGGGGAUGGGCAUUGCCAGUAGUGAUGGAGUGGACUUCCUCAUUCUCCUUGAUAAUAUGGCUGCUGAGCAGGUGCACUGCCUCCUGAACUGCCCCAUGCUGAAGCGAUUUUCAUGGAUCAUUGAACAGAACUGUGGACACGGCCUCACAUGUGCAAAGAAAAGUCUUCAUAUGGCAGUAGGACCAUUUCUCUACCUCUUGGAGAGUAACCUGGUGAAAGCUGUGGACCUUGCCACUGCACCUGGAAAGAGAAAGCUGUACCUCUGUGUGGCUCUUGAUGUGACCAUUCUCUGAAUGGCCCUAGGGAUUUUUGACCACAGAUGGCCACCAUUUACUGUUGAUGGGAACAUGGAACUCUACCAGCACCAGGAAUCUAAGGAGUGGUUUGUGCAGCUCUAUUACCAUUGGGAGGGUGACUCAUGGCUGUGGCCCAGGUAGAAGUCAGAACUUGGCAUACAGAGGUAGGCUGAGAUUUGUGCUUUAUCCCAGUUCUUCUAUAGACUCCUUCUAGUGAUAGGAGUACCCUCUUCUUCUGUUUUUUCUGCCAGGUUGUAACAUCUUAAGAAGCCUAUUUUGAAAAUUAAUGAUGGUGUCUUAGAACAUGAUUUGUGCUGUCAGCACUCUUGAUUGAUACUUUGGCUGCCUCAGCAGCUUGC